Molecule: messenger RNA, 1902 nt
Organism: Drosophila bipectinata
Lineage: Eukaryota; Metazoa; Arthropoda; Insecta; Diptera; Drosophilidae
Gene: Ir68b
Product: Ionotropic receptor 68b
Cellular component (GO): membrane
Molecular function (GO): ligand-gated monoatomic ion channel activity
Source: RefSeq, a predicted model, not a curated record
AUGAAGCCGUCGGUUGUUUUUGUACUCUUCCUUAUCUUAGGUGCCAUUUCUGCUGAAGUGGACUUGCUCCUGGCCAGGAUUGCCUGUCGAAUGGCCGUAAAUCAAAAUCUCCAGGUCACUUAUGUCUAUCGCUGUGCUAGCUGUGCGGAAUCCUUAGAUCCAGAGCACUCGGCUAUGGAGCUGGAAGUACAGCGUUGUGUGGGAAGUCGCCUUCCAGUAGUAUCGCGAAACAUUGAGGCCUUCGAGCUGGAGCCACUGCGUCAAACAGAUAGCGUGAGCAUCUUCCAUAUACCGAUAGCCGAGAAGGGUGAUUCCCUGGUACGACGCAUCCUAAGUAUGUUGAAUCCCCAUCAACCGCGGAAACACAUGCACAAGUACAUCUUUCUAUGGUCCGAUGCCAGCCAGGAUCAGCUUCUUGAACUAUUUCGUGGCUGCUGGGCCAAACAGAUCCCCUACGCUCUGUGCAUCACCCACCGGAAUAGUGGGAUCUUUGAUUUCGAUCCUUUUUUUGAUGGGGGUCUAAAAGUGGUGCAAAGUGGCGAGAACUUCCGUGAAAAAAUGAGUAACCUAAGGGGCUAUCAACUCCGCUUCUCCAUGUUUCCUGAUCCUCUAAUGGCGAUACCACGGGAUCCGGUGGAGAGUAAGGGCUACAAAGCCACGGAUGGAGUGGCUGCACGGGUAGCUGUCCGUAUGCUAAACGCCUCUGUUACAUAUGUCCAGCCGGCGGAUAACGAAUCUUACGGACGCUGCCUGUCGGAUGGAAAUUUCACAGGCGUGGUACGAGACCUGGUGGCAGGACGCACUCACUUUGGACCUAACUCCCGCUUCGUUCUGGACUGCAUCUGGCCACAUGUCGAAGUAUUGUAUCCGCACACCCGUCGUGUCUUGUACUUGGUUGUCCCGGCGUCCGGAAUUCAGCCAGAGUAUCUAAUUUUCGUGCGGGUCUUUAGGCGUUCGGUCUGGCACCUACUACUGGUCACGCUCCUGGCAGUGGUCGUCAUCUUUUGGCUUAUGCAGCAUUUCCAGAAGCGAGUUCCUCGGCAUGGAGGAAUCACCCACUUCCAGGCCAAGUGGUACGAGAUCAUAGAGAUGUUUGGCCGAACUCAUGUGGGUGAGCCAGUCUUGCGGGCGUCCUCGUUCAGUUCGAUGCGGACCUUUCUCAUGGGCUGGAUCCUCUUCAGCUACGUCCUGACCACCAUCUACUUUGCCAAGCUGGAGAGUGGCUUUGUACGUCCCUACUAUGAGCCCCAACUUGACCAGCUGGACGGCCUCUCCCAAAUGGAUGUACACGUCUAUGCGGUGACCACUAUGUACGAUGCAGUUAGAGCCUCGCUCUCGGAUUACCAUUACGGCCUGCUCUCUAACCGGAGCCGCCAAUUGCCCUUGGGACUGACCACCUCCUACUACCAAUUGUUAGUGGUCCGGCGAGAUAGACGUGCAGCCUUUAUCAUGCGCGACUUCCACGCCCGUGACUUCCUGGCCCGUAACUACAACUCCGAGACGGAACGUCCCAGCUACCACAUCGUCAAGGAGUACCUUCGAUCCAUGCUCUGCACCUACAUCCUACCGCGGGGUUCGCCCUUUUUACAUCGGCUUCAAACUCUUUUCACCGGAUUCCACGAACACGGAUUCUUCGAGCACUGGCGCCAAAUGGACAUGUUAAACCGGGAAGGCACUUCCCCCAAUGGCGAGGAGUUCUAUGAAGACUUGGGCGACCAGACGGACACCGACGCGUCAGCCACCGAUGCAACUAUAAGGCGCAAGAAACGGGUUGUCCUCACCCUUGACAUCCUCCAAGGAGCCUUCUAUCUCUGGUCAGUGGGCAUUGGUUUAAGCUGCCUGGGAUUUGUCCUGGAGCAAGGUCAUUACUUUUGGAGGAAACGGCACGAACAUGUCCAUUAA